Molecule: messenger RNA, 5769 nt
Organism: Colletotrichum costaricense
Lineage: Eukaryota; Fungi; Ascomycota; Sordariomycetes; Glomerellales; Glomerellaceae
Exons: 6
Coding region: 1-5769 (1922 amino acids)
Biological process (GO): DNA repair
Cellular component (GO): nucleus
Molecular function (GO): ATP-dependent chromatin remodeler activity; ATP binding
Source: RefSeq, a predicted model, not a curated record
AUGCCGCCCAGAACGGCCACCAAUCGCUCCGCUGGUGUCAGUAGCGGCGCCCUCAAUCUCGACGAGGUCGUCCUCGACGAGAAGCCCACACCGCAGCUCGCGCGCUUGUCCAAAAACAAAAACGGCAAAGCUAGAAGCGCCAAGGCCAAGUCCCACAAGCACUAUGGCUUCCCGGAGUCCGACUUCGCAUCACACCCUUCUUGGACGGUCACCAGUGGCAACGCCGCGACCAAGGGCGCCAAUUUCAAUUUCUUCUGCGACGACGUUACACAAAUUCUCCAAUGGCCUGAGGGAAGCCAUAACCGUCCCCGUUGGCACAAUGACGACUGGGCCCACUUCGACUAUCCGUCGCCUUCCGAGUCGAUGGACCAGGAAGAGUUGGAGGUUAUUCGCCGCCAGGCUGUUGCUUCCCGUCGCAAGAUCAAAGGCCUGCCAGAGGAAAUUAGAUGUGGUCGCAUCUGGAAGGACGUCGGCAACGCGUUCUUCAAUGGCUGGAACAAUCCCCAUAUCCAUACCCCCCAGUUCCCCGUGGUCUGUCAUUUCCUCCAGAGGGAGUCGACUCCGGGAACGUAUCUAUAUGAGAUCCUCAGCUCGAACCCUUCCGAGAUGACGUUAGUCUCUCAAGGCGCCAUCAACGGUGCCUCCAAGUAUGAAGGCGAUGACAAGGAUGAUACCCACCCGAUCGCGACCUUCAUCUUGAGCGCGUUCCGCCUUCUCGAGUAUGCGCCCACCCACAACCUGUCAUACGAUGUCGAGCUCUCCUCCGAUCGCAGCGCAUACCCUCACCGAUACCCGCGUGCCGAGCCCGGCGACAACAAGGCGAUCCUCGGCUACGUCCUCGAGGACUGGGCGCGUGCCAUCGUCCUGUGCAUGGUCUUCUGCAACCGGCGGUCGGGUAAAUUCCAGAUCAUGACUGCGACCGAUCCCUCCGAAAGCCCCCUCCCUCCUCCCAUGAUAUAUCCCGCGCUCGUGGAUAACAGCGAGUGGCUAGAUGAGGAGGACGCCGGCAAGGAAAGGGCCACUGCUCUCAACCGCGCCAUGCUCGCCUCGUCCGUCAUGUCGCACAAGCGCACCAGGACCCUCCUCAACCUUUCGAAGGUCUAUUCCGUGACCGCCUCGGGUGAAGAGCUCUCUCUGAGAACGGAGCGUCUCCUCGCUUCCAUGCAGGGAGGCACGAAUAUCUCCGAGUGCAUUGCCCGCCAGUGUCAUUCAUUGCAGCUUCCGCCGAUGCCCAAGCUCGACGACGCUACAAUGCGCAUCCUCAUCAACCAUCUCCGCACACGCCACGGUCGUCGACAAGACGACGACGACCCCUCCAUCGAGCCGACAACUGCCGAGCGUAUUAACCCCGAUGCGCGCGAUAAGGAAUUCCAGGAUUUCUUCAACAUUGGCUGCGAAGACCUCGCUGAGGAUGCACAGAGCUCCAAGGAAGCUGCCGACGAGGCCUACAAGGCCACGUUCAAGACUUGGCUGAUGAACAAGUCCCUGGCCGGCGAUGCGCCCAACGAUGAAGGUGCUAACUUCGAGGCCGCCGCAAAGCUCCUCGGGUUCGAGAAUUGGAGAGAGCUCUGUCCGAACACCAAGACCCCCGAUUACCAGUUGACAGCCGCUCAGGUCAUGGGUAUGUCCCCCUUCACCCUACCCUCCGUCCUCUAUCCUUUACCGCUAGAGAGCGCCCCUGCUUGGAUUCUCGACGGCCCCUCGUCUUCACGGCCGUGGAGCUUUUAUUCCUCUCAUGGCCAUAUUUACAACUUGGUCUCCAAGGAGAAAAGCCCCAUGAGAGGCAGCAUGCUGUGUAGCUCCGUCGGCCUCGGAAAGACGAACUGCAUAUUCGGACUCAUCGCGGCUGUUGCGUCCAUGCUCGAGGCGGAGUUUAACGCUGGUCAAUCCAAGGGGCCUUUCUUGCCCACCCUUGUGAUCUGCAACAACGCCAACUUUUCCCAGAUGUUCGACAAGGCCAAAGUCUGGGACGAAAGGUUGAAGGUUCGACUCUAUUUUUCCCACACCAAAAAUGUCAACAAGGACUCUGGCCGGUCGGAUGUCACCUGGAACAAGGACGAACUUGACCCCAAGAUCUUCGAGCUGUUCCGCGAUGGCGCCAACGAUCCCCAGGUAACGUCCCUUCCCCCUUUCCCAGUUUCCCUUUCGGUUGCGGCCCUCGUCUUCAUGGCCGUGAGAUUCUCUAGUCCUACGGCCGUGAAGACGAGGGCCCCGUCGAGGCUCUCCACGGCCGUGAAGACGAGGGCCCCGUCGAGGCUCUCCACGGCCACCGCGCGGACCGUCGUGCUCUCCCCGAAUACGACCCUCGUUCAUCGUCUAACGAGCUACGAAUUUGAACCAAUUCGAAUCCGCGACAAGGACCGACUUGCAACCUUCAGAAAGGCGGCUAAAGGCCAUGGUCGUCAUCCCGAAGGCCAUAUAACGGAGCUGAUCACGCAUGCCCAUCGCCCCGUCGUGGCGAGGACCUACUUCAAGGAGCACGAGUUCUAUCCCUGCAACACCGACGAGGCGCACGCAUACAUUGGCAGCUACGUCCCCGUCAACGGUAUGUCUGGAUUCAGGCGCAAGUGGCAUCGGAUAAUCGUCGACGAGGCCCACUGUUGCAAAAACGAACUGUCGGCGCUCUUCGCCUUCCUUACAGAGGAGAGUUACGCUCACUUGACUCUGGUCACUGCAACGCCGAUGGUCAACCAUAUCCGGGACCUGGCCGCGUAUUUGAGGCUCUUCCACCAUGUCGUCUGGAAGGCUCGCCCUGAAGGCGAGCGUAUCUGGAUCAUGCCUAACCGCACUGACUUGGGAGAAACGCUGCUCCUGUAUUUGCCAAACUACGACCCUUGCCAGGAGCAGUUCACGGUCGGCCCCCGCACAGUCCGCGGCCUUUUCCACCUGGCAACUUACGUGGAUGACGAAGGCAAUCCCUACACCGAGCUUCCGCCCGCCAUCGAGUACGCCAAAAAGGUAUGGAUGGAGACUAGAUUCCCCUUGUGGAUCCUGCAUCCCGGCCUCUACAAGGCGACUGGCGCCCGGCACCAGUGGAAAGACGAGUUUGCUCAAGUCGUCGUCCCUCGCGUCAUGGCCCUCAUCGCCCAGAGGCGCUACAUGCAUACGCCCCUCUCGCUGCCCGAUGGAACGGUCACCUACCCUGCGAAGAACAUGAAGCCUUACAAGUACGUGAUGGAGGAGCUCUCGUAUCCCGAGGAGGACGCCGAGGAAGUCUUGAAUCACAGCUGCGGCCUGCUCGACCGCACCAUUGCCACCGGUGCCGCCAAGCAGAAGACCGUACUGAAGUUGCGCCAGAAUCUCCGGAAGCUCACCUGUUCGCCCGAUACGCCAAUUGGAGGAGAUGGAGGAGGAGGUGGUGGUGGUGGCGGCCCCGCUCAGGGCAACAGCCGAAAUGCGAAUGUGCAAUCCUCCAUCGCUGCAGGUGAAGACGAGUCGGGCAACAACGUCACCUUCCGCGAGGGCAUGCUCGUCGCAUUCGACUUGCACUCCAUGGUCCUCCAAGACGUCGAGGAUGAAUGCAAUGUAACGCUCGGCUCGCUCCAGCAGAAGGAUUUCGACAAGACUUUCGAGGAUCUCGACAAGGCCCGCGAGAACAGCGCCAACAAGCCCGACGACGCCCCCACCGCGUCCAAGAAGGGAAAAGGAAAGGCCAACUUCGUGCGACAUAAUGUCGCCCAGCGCGCCGCCGCCGGCGACGACAUCGACGAUCUCGCGACGAUUGUUACUCUAGGACGCGAACAUGUCGAAGAGCUGGUCCGCACCGACCCCUACGGCGGUCUUCGAUACUUGUUCUAUCUUGUCAACAAAGACAAGGACAUUCCUGAGCCGUCUGACCCCGUGCAGCUGAUCAAAUGGGUCUGCUCCAAGUCUCCCAUCUUAGCACGCACGUUGGAGAUCGCCACCAAGACGAUCCGCGAAGAUAAGAGCCGUGUCUUCAUCCUCGCUGAUAUCCCCUGGCAACAGCAGAUCGUGGGCGCCAUGCUUGCCGUUGUAGGUUUCAACGUCGAAUCGAUCCGAUCAUCCCACAGCGACCGCGAGCGAACCGUUGCGAUUGACCGAUUCAAUUCUCCCUUCAGCAGUUGCCAGGUGCUCGUGGCCAACUUCAACAUCUCGCUGGUUGGACUGGAUCUCCAGGCCCAGUGCCACACUGGAAUCUUCGUCUCGAUCAACUGGAGCUGGGCGUAUCACGAGCAAGGCGGCGGCCGCCUCAUCCGACUCGGUCAAAAGUUCCCGGUGACGUGGCACUUGCUCAAGAUCAAGAACAGCUACUAUGACUACAUGGAGCGGAACUUGACCAACAAGUGGUCCCACGAGCUCAUCGGUGCGGCCAACAUCCCCGGUCACAUUCAAGGCAGUAUCCGCUACGCGGUCGUCUUCGAGAUGGUGCGCAAUCACAUUCGACAACCGUUCAACCGGUUUGCUUGGUGUGACGGGCAUUUCAAGCCGAACGAGCUGAGGCGCUACCACGCGCCUAUAAUCGUGCAGCGCGGACAUGCCUACACCUAUCUCGCGGUAUGGGCCCGGUCCCUGACCUUGGACCGCUACAACAAGACAUUCGGGUUCGCCCAGUACGGACUUGACCCUGUCAUCAACGGGCUCGUGAAGUUCCUCCUCAACCGCCCUGGAGGCGACGACGAACCCGUCACGUUCGAGCAGAUGGACGGUACGGACCUUGCGAAGCAAGCCAGGGCCGAGGUCAAGGCCAUCCUGGCCAAGUCUCAGCAGAUGGAGGAGGACGACGACGGUAAUCCCACGGCCAAGGCGAAGAAGCUCAAGGCCAAGUGGGAGAAGAAGUUCGAGUCUCGCCAAAGUGCCGCCAUGAUCAAGGUCGAUCCGUCUAUCGAUAACGAUUUCGAUGACCACUUCAACGACAUUCCGUCCUACCAGACUCGCAAACAGGAUCUCGUAGUCGACCGCCCAGUCGACGAUCCGCCUCUUCAUGACCGUGAGAACGAGGUUUCUACUCCUGGCCUCGACACAUUCCACGGCCGUGAAAACGAGACGCCCGCUCCGCCCUCUACGCCUGCCGUCGACCCUACCUUGCCCUUCGACGACGAGGCGCUCGAGAUGACGCCCACUCCCGCCCCCAGGCGCAAGGAGGCGGUGACCGUGCCCCAUGAUAGCUCUGAAGAGGUGAUUCCGGAGACGUCCCAGGUUCAAUCCGACAGCACCGAGGUCACUGAUCCCCAGCGAACUAGCUUCUCGGUCCGCCUUCUCUCACAGCGUGUCGACCCUGGCCCCCCUCUCGGGUCUGACGAUUCGAACGAUGGGGACGCGAUGGCACUUGACGACAACCUGCCGCUGGCUUCCUCACAGCUGUCCACCAACGUCCAGCUUGGCUCGGACGGAUCGGAAGAAGUGCCUGGCGAAGCGGCUAGCGAACCCACGAACGACUACCAGAUGGACAUUGACGGUACUCAAGGUGGCAUCGAGCAUAAACAGCCCGGACAGGACAACGAAACUGAGAAAGAUGAGGAGACGUCUCAGUACGAUGGCAACAGCAUCUUUGGAGAGACACCGCAAAAUCCAUCUCAGGAGCUGUCUUCCGAUGCUGAUGCUGCGAAGUCGUCCCCUUUGCGCGAGGCCAUGUUGCCGCCGCCAGCCCCGCCGCGCAAAUCUCAGCGCAUACGCUUUCUGAAAAGUGGCAGCACUAAACGCCAUGUCGUCGAUGCACUGGAUGGCGAUGUCUCGCCUGAGUCCCAGGCCAAGACCAAGCGACGCAAGCUUGAAUACGACGGGGAUAUCGAAGAUGAAAUGCUCGGGUAG